AACUACAAGAAGUAUUGUAGUGUGCUAAUUCCUACAAGGACAAGGAUCUCUCUCUCUCUCUCUCUCUCCACUGGUGGGUGACCGGACUGGGUUGGGAAUAUCGAGGCUUGGCACUUGUUAGAGCACGCGUUUGUAAAGCUCUGCGGAGGGAAGUCCUUGUCGUUCUACCCCCAACUGUUGCUGCUUUUAUUGUUCCGACUCGCAUUAUUCUGCAGAAAAAGAUGAGCUGAUGCGCUGUGAGAGGUGUUUUGUUCUUAAUCUCUUCCUUAAAGUAUUGCUUGGUGGAUACGGAGGAGCUGCAUUUCUGGCUUGGACUGAUUUGUUCCGGUUGAAAAGAUGUCAUCUUUGAAUUAUAGGCUGCUGGAUUCGGCUGCAACCUCGUUGAUGUCUUCUCCUCUUCGAAUUUUCUUCAGGGAUGUGAGGCAUGCCUUCAAAUUGGAUGAGCUUGGAUUGGAGAUCAUGGGGAUUGCUUUCCCUGCGGCGCUGGCUUUGUUGGCUGAUCCGAUUGCCUCCCUCAUCGACACUGCUUUCAUCGGUCACAUAGGUCCGGUGGAGCUCGCAGCCGUAGGCGUGUCUAUUGCGGUGUUCAAUCAAGUAUCGAGAAUUGCUAUUUUUCCACUUGUUAGUGUCACGACAUCCUUUGUUGCUGAGGAAGAUGCUGUCAGCAAAAGUCGCAGUGAAGACCCAGAAAGCGGAGAAUACCGAAGGUCAUUUUCUGAGGAUAGUGAAAUGAAAGAAUUGAUAACUCACAAUGAUCAUGAUGAGCAUGCACAUACCUCGUCUGUCUCCUUGGAUAAAUCUACUACCAUGACCGAGUGUGGGCAUCAUAAACGCAUUCCAUCAGCCUCUUCAGCAUUAGCAAUCGGUGGCAUACUUGGCUUUCUUCAAACUCUAUUUCUGGUUUUCGGAGCAAAACCCAUUUUGAACUAUAUGGGCAUAAAACAUGAUUCCCCUAUGAUGACACCAGCAUGUCAGUACUUGACAUUGCGGUCCCUUGGUGCUCCAGCUGUUCUCUUGUCUCUGGCCAUGCAAGGGGUUUUUCGAGGACUUAAGGAUACAAAAACUCCUCUUUAUGCAACUGUUGUUGGAGAUGCAACCAAUAUAAUUUUGGACCCAAUAUUUAUAUUCGUGUUCCAAUUAGGUGUCAGUGGUGCCGCUAUUGCUCAUGUUAUAUCUCAAUACUUAAUUGCAUUAAUUCUCUUGUGGAGAUUACUGAGGCAAGUUGAUAUCUUGCCACCUAGUAUCAAAGAUCUGCAGUUUGGUCGAUUCCUAAAAAAUGGUCUGCUAUUGCUUGCACGGGUGAUUGCUGUAACAUUCUGCGUGACAUUAGCAGCAUCAAUGGCUGCACGACAAGGAUCAAUUCCCAUGGCUGCAUUCCAGAUAUGCUUGCAGAUUUGGUUGGCAACUUCUCUUCUCGCUGAUGGUUUGGCUGUUGCUGGACAGGCAAUACUUGCAAGUGCAUUUGCCAGAAGGGAUCAUGCUAGGGCAACAUCCGCUGCUUCGCGUGUUCUGCAGUGGGGUAUGGUUCUGGGUCUGGUCCUAUGCAUCAUACUUGGAACCAGUUUGCAAUUUGUGUCAAGAUUAUUCACCAAGGAUAAUGAAGUGCUUCAACUCAUUCAUAUCGGAAUUCCGUUUGUUGCUCUUACUCAGCCAAUAAAUUCUUUGGCCUUUGUCUUCGAUGGCAUCAACUAUGGAGCAUCAGAUUUUGCAUACUCUGCAUAUUCCAUGGUCCUGGUGGCACUAGUCAGCAUUGCAUGCCUGGUUGUCCUGUCAUCUAGUCAUGGUUUCAUUGGAAUCUGGAUAGCUCUAUCAAUCUACAUGAGUUUGCGAAUGUUUGCCGGUUUCUGGAGAACUUCAAUAAAAAAGGGAAGACAAGAAACCGUCUUCUGUAAUCUUGAAUUUUUCGAAGGUAGGCGUCGGGGCCGUAGAGGCGGCGGGCAGCCUCGUCGUAGGCCAAAGCCGCCUCCUCGGCGGUGGGGAAGGAGCCGAGCCAGAGACGGGUCCGCUUCCUGGGCUCCCGGAUCUCGGCCACCCACUUGCCCCACGUCCGUUGCCGGACUCCGCGGUAUUGGCAGGAGGCGUUCUGGGGGCCGCCUUUGCCGCGGGCGGGGCCCUUGCCCUUCUUCCACGACCGGAGGGGUGCCUUUCGGAGGUGGUUGUCCAUGGAGGAGGAGAGGAGAGCGGGGAUCGAGUGGAGUGGAGUGGGGUGGGGCGGAGAGUGUGUGAGGCGCGGGAUACGUAUAACGAGAGAGAGCACGCGAUGGAUGCAUGGCUUAAAUGUUGUCACGGUUGGAGUAGGGUUUUAGGAAGGCAUGUAACGUCUACCUGACGAUAGAAACAUUUUGAAGCCGAAAAGAGCCUUUCA
Messenger RNA from Musa acuminata AAA Group (dessert banana), 2365 nucleotides. RefSeq names its product protein DETOXIFICATION 42-like. Gene Ontology annotation, molecular function: antiporter activity; xenobiotic transmembrane transporter activity. The record is from RefSeq and is a predicted model, not a curated record. The transcript is spliced from 13 exons. Bases 337 to 2226 code for a protein of 629 amino acids. Gene Ontology annotation, cellular component: membrane. Gene Ontology annotation, biological process: transmembrane transport. Lineage: Eukaryota; Viridiplantae; Streptophyta; Magnoliopsida; Zingiberales; Musaceae.